Penicillium maclennaniae is the source of this 1512-nucleotide messenger RNA. RefSeq names its product MFS transporter. Gene Ontology annotation, molecular function: transmembrane transporter activity. The transcript is spliced from 2 exons. The record is from RefSeq and is a predicted model, not a curated record. The coding region runs from base 1 to 1512 and encodes 503 amino acids. Lineage: Eukaryota; Fungi; Ascomycota; Eurotiomycetes; Eurotiales; Aspergillaceae. Gene Ontology annotation, biological process: transmembrane transport. Gene Ontology annotation, cellular component: membrane.
AUGACCGACCCUUCUGCUUCUCCUACUUCAAGUGUCUCGACUGCCUCAACCGUCAUUGGUACGCCGACUGACACCGAAAAGGCCAUGACGUUGGAGAAGCUUCCUCAAGAGUUCUGUCGGCUGGGAUCUUGGAGAGGUGCCUUGAUUUUGCUGGUCACGUCAGGUUCUCAAUCUCUGGAUAAUGUUUUCAUGACCAGUUCCAAUAUGGCAUUGGCGUCAAUACAAGAGGGGUUUGAUGUGUCGACUACCAACCUGCAAUGGAUGAUCUCUGCGUAUACUCUGACCUUUGGAGGUUUCCUUCUUUUGGCUGGAGCACUAUCCGAUCGCUACGGACGAAAGUUCAUUCUCUGCCUUGGCCUAUUAUGGCUUUCCAUCUGGACACUGGCCAUUGGCUUCGGCCGAUCAUUCAUUCAGCUCACGGUCUUCCGUGGCAUCCAGGGCAUUGGAGCGGCCAUGACAGUUCCUUCAGCAAUUGGGAUCAUCAGUUCAUAUUUCACUGGCACCGAUCGCACACGCGCUCUGUCCAUCUAUGCCGCUUCAGGGACACUGGGCUUCUGCGCCGGUCUUAUCCUAGGUGGCUUUCUCACCACUUCCUUGGGCUGGAGAUACAUCUACUACAUUAUAGUCAUCAUGACUGGUGCCCUACGUACCUUGGGGCUGAUUGUUUUACCCGGUGAUCGCGCACCCAAAGGUGAGAGGCCUAGAAUGGAUUAUUGCGGUGCGGUUCUGUCAACUGUCGGCCUGAUCCUUCUUCAAUUUGUUCUCUCCAGCGGUGGUGUCUACGGUUGGGAUACAUCUUUCGUCAUCGUGAUUCUUAUUUUAUCUAUUGCCCUUCUUGUCGCCUUUGUUUUGCUCAUGCCACUGUCCUUGUGGAAGCUUCCCAACUUUGCAGGCCUCUGGAUCGCGGGCUUCACUUGCUAUGGAAGUUACCAAGACGUCAUUUACUACGUCGUCUUGAUCGCGCAGAAAGUGGACGGGCUUUCUGCAGGAGAAACUGCCCUUUCGAUUAUUGCCCAUGGGAGUCAUCGGCUUCAUCGCUUCCAUGGGAACAGGCAAGCUGCUCGAAUACGUGAACGGAAAAUAUGCACUUUUCGUCGGCCUGAUGCUUACGGUAUUGGCACCGAUCCCGAGCGCCCUGACCGUAACCGAAACGAUCAACUUCUGGGUAAACAACCUGCAACCUCGCUCAUUAGUAUCUCUGCGGUCUCCUUCAUCUUUGUUACGACCAGCACAACCAUCCUGACUAGUGUCCCCGUCAAAGUCAAGAGCCUAUGCGGCGGUAUGCUCAACACUGCAUUUCAGAUUGGCUCAGGUGUCGCCCUGGCGAUUUCGGCUGCCACCACAGAGGUAGUCGACAUAAAAAAAGGUCAUGACCUCGACCAACAAUACUCAACCGGACUCUGGUGCUCAACGGGCCUUGCAGGACUCGGCCUCAUAAUUGGAUGCUUCGCCGUCCGAAGAAGAGGAAUUGGUCCGAAAGACCGAGCGGGCGGAGACGAUGUGGCGGUUUGA